Erigeron canadensis is the source of this 1167-nucleotide messenger RNA. Its product is annotated as 3-hydroxyisobutyryl-CoA hydrolase 1-like. Lineage: Eukaryota; Viridiplantae; Streptophyta; Magnoliopsida; Asterales; Asteraceae. Gene Ontology annotation, molecular function: 3-hydroxyisobutyryl-CoA hydrolase activity. The transcript has 13 exons. Bases 1 to 1167 code for a protein of 388 amino acids. The record is from RefSeq and is a predicted model, not a curated record. Gene Ontology annotation, biological process: L-valine catabolic process.
AUGGCUUUGCCCAUCCAGAGAGAAGCAGAUCAACAGGUGAUAUUUGAAGAAGUUUCAGGAGCAAGAAAAGUGGUACUAAACAGAGCAAAAAAACUAAACACUCUCAACUAUGAAAUGCUAAGAAGAAUUUACGAGAGAGUGAAAGUGUAUGAGAAUGAUCCAACAAUUAAGCUUUUGAUAUUGAAGGCGAAUGGGAAAGUAUUUUGUGCUGGUGGCGAUCUCACAUCUGCCUAUACGUUUGAAGCUCUGGGACAUUGGAGUUUUGGGGCGAGCUAUUACAGGAAAGAAUAUUGUUUGGACUAUGUGCUUGCAACUUAUAAGAAGCCAAUUGUGGCCAUUCUUAACGGAGGCGUUAUGGGAGGAGGUGUUGGAAUGUCCAUUCAUUCCACAUUUAGAAUCGUGACAGAGAAUACGAUUUUCGCUAUGCCUGAAGCAAUAAUUGGACUAUUUCCUGACGUUGGUGCAUCGUAUUUUUUGUCACGACUUCCAGGAUUCUUCGGAGAAUAUCUGGGACUGACUGGUGCUCGAUUAAAUGGAGCCGAGAUGGUGGCAUUUGGUCUUGCAACUCAUUUUGUUCCGUCCAAGAAUUUACAAUCUAUGGAGAAUGCUGUUGAAGAAAUGAUUGCCUCAUCACCAGAUGAACCAAUUAGUGUAGCUACAAUGUCCAGGAUUAUUAGCAAGUUUGCCGAACAAGUAAAUGCUAAACAAGCUGGUCCAUAUCCUAGCAGGCUCACCAUGAUUAACCAAUGCUUCUCCGGAAAGUCAUGUGAAGAAAUAUUAUCAUCACUGGAACGUAUCGCUACACAAGUUCAAGAAAAGUGGAUCCACGACGCAAUAACAUCAAUGAAAUCGGCCACUCCAUUGGGUCUGAAGAUUUUCUUGAAGUUGAUAAGAGACGGUCGUUCCAGAAAUCUCAAACAAUGUCUUGAGACAGAGUAUGUUGCCAUUUGCCACCUUCUUGGCAGAAGUAUUAACAACGACUUCUACGAGGGAUCUAGAGCCAUGUUGAUCGACAAAGAUAAAAAACCCCGGUGGGCACCUUUGAAACUUGAGGGAAUUAGUGACGAAAUGGUGGCCAAGUGUUUUUCAAGAACUUUUGGUGAAGAUGAGGAUUGGGUACCUUUACAGCUUCCAUCAAGACCGAAUGACGUUUCUUCCAAACUCUAA